AUGACGCUUAAAGACUUUCAGAAGAUGCUUAUAGCUUUGAGUUCUCUAUUGAAACAGGAAUUAAGAACAUUUCCAGAAAGUUGGGAUGUGGCUCUUAUUGCAAGGAUACAAAAGACGGUAAGCGAACAUAUAAUUCCUGUUCGAAGAGUUAUACCAAAGCAAAGAAAGAUUGUGCCACAACUGGCACGGUAA
Debaryomyces tyrocola is the source of this 192-nucleotide messenger RNA. NCBI's taxonomy places the organism in Eukaryota, Fungi, Ascomycota, Pichiomycetes, Serinales, Debaryomycetaceae. The record is from the annotation of a GenBank genome assembly.